AAUUAUACCAUCGAAUUCAAGAAAUAAUCUGCACUAAAGUUGCUCGAUUUACCGGAAGUUGAAAGAGAAAUUUUAACUUCCGUUUCUAUGGAACGUGACUGCGGGGGCCAGCGGAAGAGAAAUUUGACUCUCGUGCCUUUCCCGCGUGCUUCCAUCCCAGAACAAAGAUGGCUGCCGGUUCUGUCAACUGCGAGGCUGCUUUCCUCAAUUUUAAUGCCGAAUUCGAGCGAAACGGGUAGGUAUUUUCUCUUUUUAUUUUGAGUUUUUUUGAAAGUAAUAUUUUUCAGAAGGCCCUUUAGCGUUUCCUUUGAUUAUUUGUUUAGAUUUGGGAAAACACCCGACGGUCUCGCAAAUCUCCUUCGUACGGCAGCGAGAAAGCCUGGAGAAACGGCCGAAAGGAUGCGGCAUCGCAUCUACUCUAGGCUAUACGGAAUUAUGUGGGUAAGUGACUUGAGUAUACCAGUAAUUUAAUUUUAAGUUCUCGAUAGUAACAAAAUGUCCCAAACGUUUCUCUAUCUUUACGUGGUGGUUGCACAGCAUAUCCUCGUGGGAAAUUAUCGCAUUCUCAUCCAUUGUACUAAGCUAAAUAAGUGCUUCGCGUUGUACUUAGUUGUAUCUCUCGAGCAAAUGCAAAUCUUUCGCUUAUAUAUUGAAAACAUUUUUGUUGAUGUUGUUGUCUUAGAUGUAUUUUUCAUUUCGUUCUUCAGCAUGGAUGUAAAAUUGGCCGAGGUCAGUUUACUGGGGGUCAACCCACUUUUGUCUUCCCAGAAUGUUUGAAGAAAGUGGUGCGCGCCAUCAUACAAGAGGAUGUCCGCGACUACGAGGAUCCAGUUGGUCCCCAUGUAAGUUAAUGCUUCUGAUUUUAUAUGGUAUCAAUGACUAUGAAAAGGCAAGACCAAUCCCUCGAUAUUCAUUUUGCUUAUGAGCUCAUUCAAUGUUCCCAUGGGUUGACUGCUGUUCAAUCAAGAGAAACAUUUUCCCUCUAAACCUUCAGACGCUGAAAAUUUGAGAAAACGUAUGUUACAAGGCUGUGGCUGUAAUAUGUUUGAUUGUUGAUGACUUCUGUGUGUUUUUUAGGUAUAUCGCGUCACAUUGCAAGACCUGGUAGACACAAAGUGGCCAGCAGUAAAAAAGGAAAAAAAGAAUAGGAAGAAUUAA
Messenger RNA from Porites lobata, 1158 nucleotides. Lineage: Eukaryota; Metazoa; Cnidaria; Anthozoa; Scleractinia; Poritidae. The record is from the annotation of a GenBank genome assembly.